This is a messenger RNA of Bactrocera latifrons, 2377 nucleotides long. RefSeq names its product ion transport peptide-like (gene ITP). The transcript has 4 exons. The record is from RefSeq and is a predicted model, not a curated record. Gene Ontology annotation, cellular component: extracellular region. Lineage: Eukaryota; Metazoa; Arthropoda; Insecta; Diptera; Tephritidae. Gene Ontology annotation, biological process: circadian rhythm. Gene Ontology annotation, molecular function: neuropeptide hormone activity. Bases 1650 to 2093 code for a protein of 147 amino acids.
AAGUGGAAAAUUAAAUUAAAUAAAUUUGAGUUUGAGCUCUUUCGCAAUGCGUCGUGUGUCGCUUGCGUGCAACAACGUUGAAAGUGACGCGCCCUGAGUGUGUGCAACGGAAGUGGGAAAGUACGCGCGUACGCAACUGAACAUACAUGCUACAUACACACAUAUAUGCAUAAAUAUAUACCAGUUUCAUAAAAAAAAAAAAAAUAAAUUAAAAAAAGCUUAAGUCAAAAUAAAAACUGCUUAUGUUUGCUGUCAACCUUUUGUGCCGUCAAGUGUAGCGAAAAUCAUUUUCUUCGAAAAUUUAUUGCAGUCCAUGAGYCGAUAGUCAGUCGGUGGAUAUAGUCCGCACACUUGCACAAUAUUGAGCGACAUUGGAAUUUCGUAAAGCCAGAAAUCAAAUAAAAAAUAUAAAAUACAAAAAAACGCGAGAAAAAAAAUCAAAUAAAACGCAAAUGUCUGGGAACUUCGCCGUCGCGCUAAGAGAAUUUAUUUGAUUGCUUAUUUUUAUAAGCUAUAAAGUUGUGCGGAUUAAAAAUAGUCGCUGUAAAAUGGCUAAGAUGCAAAGGGGAAGAGGAGCCAACGCAUUCGCAUAUUGACUGCAAUUGCUGCUAGUCACCCGCAUACAAUAUAACAACAACAACAAGCGCAAUUGACAUUUACAAAUGUGUAAGUGUACGUUUAGUGAGCUUGAAAGCACACAUGUGAAGCAGACAACGAACAUAGUUGACAACAAACAGACACACAUUUGAAUGCACGCUCUGAUACAGCAACAAAMACGAGUCGGGAAACGCGCGAUGUUCAAAACUUUGAUUUACGCAAUUUUCGUUCGCAAGAAAAGUACUUCCGCUGCCGACGCCAACAACAACAUACAAAUCAACACCAACACCAACGCCAACAACAACAAUACUAUCAUCGGCAACGCUAAUAUUAGCUUUGGCAUUCUUAUAGGCGUUGCCAAUGCAAUUUUAAACGCCAACAUUCGUUACGCGCCUGCACCGACAAUUGCCACUUAAGUGCAGAAUACGAGAAGUUACARUACACACACAUAAAUACGUUCGUCGAAGUUCAGCACCCCAAGGAAGUUGCAUACGAUUUGAUUUCGUUGCGACGCUUUUGUAUAAAAAAAUCAACUUGAUGUAUCAGCUGUGCCGAUUGUAUCAACGCACACAUAAAGAUUUAACAAAAGUUCAUACAAAAUGGCGAUUAAUAACACCACCCGAUCGACGACGACUAGAGAAGCGCUACGAUAAAUGUUACGAAGUGAGUGUCAUCGUCAAAGAGUGAUUUCAAAAAAAUCUCGACGAAAAAGAAAUUUUAAAUUUAUAUACAAAUAUUAGCGCAGUUAUAUGCGAAAGUAGCGCGUAAAGGAAAGAAAAUAUUACCAGUGCUGGUGGAGUUCCAAAUAUUAGUAUAGUGUUGCAAUAUACUCCUACUACGUUAAUAUUUAGUAGUGUUACUAAAAGAAAGUGUUAGUGAAAGAAUUAUCYCAAAUAUAAUUGGUUAAAAAAUUAUUGAAUUAGAAAAGUGUAGCGCUAAGUUUUUGCUCGUUUUCGCURUCAUCCAGCCAUUAGUGUUAGUGCAAAAUAUAGCAAAGUACGAAAUCAGCACUUAAAAUUCUUUAAUAUUUCACCUACAACAAAAACCAAAAAAUGUGGCAUCCACUUGCYCGAGAUCUGGCUACACUCUUACAAGAAGCAGCGCAAUACACACGCAACUUGGUUGUGUCUAAGAUGUGUUCCCGCAAUAUUAAGAUUUCGGUGGUGCUGUUUCUUGUCUUGAUUCCACUUAUCACAGCUUUGCCACACAACAACCACAAUCUGUCAAAGCGAAGCAAUUUCUUUGACUUAGAGUGCAAAGGCAUCUUCAACAAAACAAUGUUCUUCCGCUUGGAUCGCAUUUGCGAAGACUGCUAUCAACUUUUCCGCGAGACAAGUAUACACCGACUAUGCAAGCAAAAUUGUUUUACACACGAAACAUUUGGCGAAUGUCUGAAAGUACUAAUGAUACCCGAAGAAGAAGUUAGCCAACUUCAAUACUUCGUUAAGGUUAUAAACGGCUCGCCAAUGCCAUUCGCUUUUACAAACAUGCAAUAAAGAGAUGCGACUAAGAAUGAAUUAGUGUUUACAGCAACAUACAGAUAUUAUAAUACUUUGAAAUGACACAUAUACAUACCUAUUUGAUAGUAUUUAGCUGGAAGUAAUCGUAAACUUUAAUCAUACAAAUUCAUUUUACCUUAAGUGCUAUUGAAGCUCACACAUUCAAAUUGUUGUAAGCAAACUUAUUAAUUUUUUGUGGUAAGCUAACGGAGACACUAAACAAUUCCAGUUUACUUUUGGUUUGGUAAAUCGUAUAAAUAAAUUAGAUUGUUAAAAAUAUU